Molecule: messenger RNA, 357 nt
Organism: Zymoseptoria tritici IPO323
Lineage: Eukaryota; Fungi; Ascomycota; Dothideomycetes; Mycosphaerellales; Mycosphaerellaceae
Exons: 2
Coding region: 1-357 (118 amino acids)
Source: RefSeq, a predicted model, not a curated record
AUGCCCUUCGUCGUCGAGCCUGCCAUCAAAUCCACUAUCAAGUACACCAUCGAGCUCACUGUCGAAACCGCCGUCGAAACCGCCGUCGAAACCGCCGUCGAGGUCAUUGCCGAGACUAUCAUUCAACCCUUUAUAAAGUCCGCCGCUAUUGCCGCGCUCACGCCUAUUAUCGAAUUCGCUGUGUCGAUAGUCGCUAUGUGUUUGUCCGCGGCUGGCUCUGCGAUUAAGAGGCUUGCAGAGUCUGCGAUUAAGAGGCUUGCAGAGUCUACGAUUAAGAGGAUUGUUAGAGGGUUUGCGAUUAAGAUGAUUGUUGGAGGGUUUGCGAUUAAGAGGAUUGGAGGGUUUGCGACUAGGUAG